Molecule: messenger RNA, 1502 nt
Organism: Prunus dulcis (almond)
Lineage: Eukaryota; Viridiplantae; Streptophyta; Magnoliopsida; Rosales; Rosaceae
Product: protein ECERIFERUM 26-like
Exons: 2
Coding region: 156-1502 (448 amino acids)
Molecular function (GO): acyltransferase activity, transferring groups other than amino-acyl groups
Source: RefSeq, a predicted model, not a curated record
AACUGGAUCAUGAGAAUCUCAUUUCCCCCAAUACGCGAGAGUUCGUUUUUUCUGGUUCCCUUAAGCAUGGACCCUUCAACCUUCCUUCAUCUCGAACUUGCAACCAAUAAAUAAGAGCCUUGAUCAUCAUCAGAAAUCCCAGCCAGAUCCUAGCAAUGGCCGAGAUCAUCACAAUCAUUUGCAAACGCACCGUAGUGAGCACAAAGCCAGUCCAAGCAGGAAAAAGCUACCCCCUAUCUGUCCUUGACCGCCAUAUGGAACACAACCAUCUUAGGAUGGUCUUGUAUUACCCAUCAAUGGGUGCUCCGACAGAGCCUGGUGAGAUCACAGGGAGGCUCAGAGAGUCCCUCGCCAUCAUGCUUACGCAUUUCCCGAUCGUUACAGGCCGGUUGCAGAAGAAUGACAAUGAUCAGUGGAUGAUCAAGUGCAAUGAUGCUGGUGUGAGAAUGCUGGAAGCUAAGGCCAAAGGGAGUUUGGAGGAGUGGCUAAGGAAUGUGGAUAGGGACAAGGAGCUUAUGCUUGUUUAUUGGGAGGAAAUGUACCAUAAGCCUUACUUUUGGUCAACAUUUUAUGUUCAGAUUACUGAAUUUGAGGAUGGUGGAUCAGCAAUUGGGCUCAGUUGCACUCAUCUCCUUGCAGAUCCUACUUGUGCCACCAUGUUCAUCAAGGCUUGGGCCGACACAACCUUUCCGGGCAAAAUGAUGAGUCCUCCGUUUUUCUAUCCGUUGCCGCCGCGGAGUCCCGGCAACACAAGGCCCAACCACAAGACCUAUAAUUCAUUGAUCAACCACUACAAAGCCUCCAUCAACAAGUCCAUUGAUCUUGUAGACAAAAAGCACACAACUGUUAGUUUCAGUUUUUCGGACGACAUGGUUCGGGUUUGCAUGGAAAUGGCCCAGCCCAAUGGUGCAAAUGACAAAUCAAGCCCAUCACCGUUUGAGGCCCUGGCUGGGCUAUUUUGGGUCUGUAUUAGCAAGGUCAAAGGAGUGAGAAAUGGGCUUAUUGACAUGUCAAUAUCUAUGGAUGUGAGAAAGGUUUUGGGUUUGGAUAAAGGCUUCUUUGGAAAUAGCAUGGUUUAUAAUAAGGUCCAUCUAGAGAGUUUCCAAGAAAAUAGUCUAUCACAAGCUGCAACUUCUAUAGGUGAAGUUGUAGCAAAAAUGGACAAUGAGGGAAUCAUGGAUUUGAUCGAAUGGCUUCAAUGCAACGAUGACCAAUCUCCUUCGUUGAUGAGCAACUGCGAUCUCAUUUGUGCUAGCUUAGAAGCUGUGGACCUAUUUUCAGCAAUUUUUGAAGAUGGGAUCGCACCGAUUCAUGUUUCGUGUUAUAUCGAGCCGGUGCUAGGAUUAGGGAAAGUCUUGAUCCUUCCCGCGAAACCCAAAGAUGGUCAACUAAGUAGGGUGGUAAUGGUUACACUUCCACGUGAUGAGGUAACCAAGCUAUGUGAAGAUGAUCUUAUUUUACAACUCUCUCCAACCAUCUUGAUGGAUUUGAACAAAACCUAG